Messenger RNA from Tetrahymena thermophila SB210, 1308 nucleotides. RefSeq names its product slime mold cyclic AMP receptor. Gene Ontology annotation, molecular function: G protein-coupled receptor activity. Gene Ontology annotation, biological process: adenylate cyclase-activating G protein-coupled receptor signaling pathway. The transcript has 2 exons. NCBI's taxonomy places the organism in Eukaryota, Ciliophora, Oligohymenophorea, Hymenostomatida, Tetrahymenidae. The record is from RefSeq and is a predicted model, not a curated record. Gene Ontology annotation, cellular component: plasma membrane.
AUGAGUGACGAAUAAAUUUAAGAAACAACAUCCCAAUAUAUCCUACAAGUAUCCAUAUCAGGAAUUUCUAUUUUAUGCUGCCUGAUCAUAACAAUAGGCUUUAUCGCCUUCAAAAAUUUGAGAAAAUCUGCUCUUAAACUUGUUUUAUUUUUAUGCAUCUCAGAAAUGAUAUUUUCAAUAUCUAUGAUUAUGAGGCCUCCAAAUUAACAAAAUAAUUAGCUUUGUGCAGCUUAGAUCUUUUUUGGCAACCUUGGGCAUUUACUGUCUUUAUUUUGGACCUGCAUGAUAUCAUACAGUCUCCAUAGGAGCAUUCGCUAUGGUUAUGAAUAUGUAAAGUGCAUUAUGAAUAAGAUUAUACUGACAUCAUUAUUUGUUCCUACUUCGCUUGCUGGAUUGAUAUUGACGAGGUAAUACUUCUUCACAGAAAAUAAUUUUUGUAAUGUCUUGUAAGAGGGUAUUGAAGGUUCAGCUUUGAAUUCAGAUGAUACCAGUUUUUACAUCUAAAAGUUAAUCAUGCUUUUGGAAUUUUAAAUCCCAAUCUAUAUAUCUUUUGCAUUUAAUUUAAGACAAAUCAUUAGUGUAGCUAAAAUUGCAAAGGAAAAUUAAGUCCACAAUGUUGCAAUCAAAUUAAGAAGAAUUUACGUUUAUCCUUUCAUCAUUCCUAUUUGCUAAAUUUUUGCUCUUAUUUAUCAAGUUUAUGUGCUUAGUGGUGGAAAUCCUGAUAAUUAAACACUUAUCACACUAAAUAUCAUAUUUAGCUGCUCUUAGGGAGCAGUUAAUUCGAUUGUAUAUGGAUUCAAUCAAAAACUAAGAUGGUCUUUCAAAAAUGCUUAUAAUAACAGAAUGAGUGCAGCUUCUACUAGUCUAAAUGAAUCAUUAGUAAACAACGGAUAUAGCUCUUCUCAAACAGAAAGUCCUGAAAGAAAAAAAUCAGGAUUUAAUAAUAUUGUUAAAGCAUAUUAAACUGCAUCUGAAGAUGAAGAAGAAGAUAGAAUAUAAAAUAGUAGCUUUAAGAAACUCAAUAUGAGUAAAAGCAAUGCAUAAAAUAUUAAUUCCAAAAGCUCAUACUUAAAUUCCACCAAAUGUGGAUCUAAUAAUAACUUGAAUACAAUUCCAGAAUAGCCUCAUGAAUCUCCAUAUGAAAGAAGAAGUAGCAAAUUUUAGAGCUUUAAACAUAAUUCUUCUGAUUUUAUAGAAAGUGAUAGUUUUAAUGAAGGAGGUGAAGUAUCUGAUGACCUAUUGGAUGAAUAUAUUAGUAAUCAUUCUACACCUUCUAGAUAAUUCCAACUUACUAUUGCAGACUUUUGA